AUGGUGGCGACGCCCAGGUUCCACGUGACGCAGGACGCCGCGUGGGUCUUCGUGCACGUGCACGUGCCGUUCGUGCGCGUGUCCGAGAUGGAGUUCUACGUGGACGGCCUGGACUUCACCUUCUACUGCAAGCCGUACCUGCUCAAGCUGCACUUCCCGCACGAGGUGGUGGACGACGAGCUGGCCAAGGCCGUGUACGACCCGAACAAGGACAACGGCAUGAUUGUGGUGCAUCUGCCCAAGAAGGAGGCUGGCCAGCACUUCCCGGACCUCGACAUGCUCACCAAGCUGCUGCAGUCACAGCGGCCGCCGGUGGAUGUCAAGGCGAAAACUCAACGGAAAGCGCCACUGAUCGAAGUGUUGGAGUCGUCGGGCCCUGGACCGAUUGGGACCUUCCAGGAGGAGUCGGACAGGUUGAAUGCGUUGAUCGACGGCAAACCGGUUCCUAGUAGUGACAAUGGGGAAGCGGCUGCUGCGGAG
Molecule: messenger RNA, 480 nt
Organism: Phytophthora sojae
Lineage: Eukaryota; Oomycota; Peronosporomycetes; Peronosporales; Peronosporaceae
Exons: 3
Biological process (GO): box H/ACA snoRNP assembly
Cellular component (GO): nucleoplasm; cytoplasm
Source: RefSeq, a predicted model, not a curated record